AUGGUAGAAGAACCACAGACCCCAUCGAGCAAAGGCUUCGGAGCCGAAAUAUUCAAGAUCUUUGGAGGAGGUGGCAGUGGCAGCGCUCCCAGUAACAAUCCACCGAAGAAGACCACGCGAGAUGGUCAACAACCCAAACGUCGCGGCCCCAAGCCGGAUAGCAAGCCGGCACUCACCAGACGGCAGGAACUGAACCGUCAGGCCCAGAGGACACAUCGCGAGCGGAAGGAACAAUACAUGAGAGCACUAGAGACCGAGGUCUCACGGCUACGAGAGGCUUACACCACCGAGAUCGCAGAGGCCAACGCAUCAGUCCAACAACACAAAGAGCUGAUGCAUUCGAUACGAGAGGAGAAUGAGAUCCUGAAGGAAAUUCUCACAGCGAGCGGAAUUCAAUACGAAGCGGAUCUAGAACGCCGCCGGGCGGAGCGCCCACCGAUGAUGGCCUUCCAAUCGAGCCCUCUUACUGCCGCCGGCAGCAGCACUGCGUCGCAGAGUGCGCCUCUCGCCCACUCUGCCAGCAACCACAACACAACCCCUGCAACCACGAUCUCAUCCGGCAUGAGCCCUCGCGCAAAUGGCAUGGAUCACUCGGAGAUCUCGCCCGCGAUUGGAUAUACAUCCCACCAGCAAGUGUACCACGCGGGUGCAGGCGAGCAUUCCAUGAACAUGGAUCAUUCAUCGUGCGCCCCCGUUGAUACCAUGCAGCCCAUGCCGAUUACGCGGGGAGGUGUCUUCGAAACGGAUCCCCAGUUGCAGGUUGACUUUAUCCUAACACUUGAAGGCCCCUGCCGCGAACAUACGGACUACCUCUGCCGACGGUCAGUCACAGAAGCCGAUGACGAAGACAUGCCGUUUUCCGGACACGCCUUGAUGGCAACAUGCCCACCGCCGAGCUAUAUUGCGAAAACAACGCACGAACAACCAUAUCCACACAAGGCGCCGGAUCUCCCACAUGCAAAUCUCAGCACCCUCCUCAACCUCAGUCGACAACUCGUGACAGAAGGACAAAUCACACCCAUCAUGGCGCUGCAAUGUCUCAAGAACCACGAGCUGUACCCGACGCUGCGACGCGACGAUAUCAAGAUCAUCAUGGACACUCUCAACACCAAGGUCCGCUGCUACGGCUUCGGCGCUGUGGUCGAGGACUUCGAGUUGAUAGAUUGUCUAAGCAGCGUGCUCGGCACCAAGGUUGAGCUCGGCAUGUCUGGCACAGCCGACGACACGAUGUAUGGUUGA
Penicillium verrucosum is the source of this 1239-nucleotide messenger RNA. RefSeq names its product protein flbB (gene flbB). The coding region runs from base 1 to 1239 and encodes 412 amino acids. The record is from RefSeq and is a predicted model, not a curated record. Gene Ontology annotation, cellular component: RNA polymerase II transcription regulator complex. Gene Ontology annotation, molecular function: DNA-binding transcription activator activity, RNA polymerase II-specific; transcription cis-regulatory region binding. The transcript is spliced from 4 exons. Lineage: Eukaryota; Fungi; Ascomycota; Eurotiomycetes; Eurotiales; Aspergillaceae.